AUGUCUCAAAUUAGACAUUGCCAAAUAUGCAAUACUGCUCAUAAUUUCAGUGUUAAAGGUCUUUUGUCCUAUCCUAAACACUUUGAUGACAAAACUAUCCACAAAUACUAUUAAAGAUUGAUGAAAAAGAUCGAGGAACACAACAUCUAAUAAAUUCCAUUUUCAAACGAUCACAUAUGUUAUCAAAUAGAAAAUGACAUUUGUGAAAAUUGCUGGUUGUUCAUGCAUCAAGGAUUCUACUGCAAUAAGUGCUAAAUCUAUAAUCAUAAUAAUGAAAAUGAAUAUAAGAUUUGUAUGUUGUGCAAUGUAUAAUAUUGCAUAAAUUGUGAAAACACUUUGGAAUUAUUCUCCCAAAAUAAAUUAUGUCGAACCUGUGAAUAUAAUAAGAAUGAAUCAUUAGGAACACCAAGCUUUCUAAUUUCCUUUUUCAUAUCUUUACUUAUUCCAUGUUUUGCAUGUAGUUUCUUUUUUAAAAAAAUGAUGAAGACAGUGGAAAAAUUUCACUAUACUACUUCCUAAUACACUUUCGCUAUGAUCACCUUUGUAAUAAUAUUCCCAUUCAUUUACUUUCUAUCAAUCAUUGGUUUCGUGGCCCUAUUGAUCUUCAAAGUACUUGUAUGGAUUUUUCAAAUUAUGCAAAGCUUUAAGAAAGUUAGAAUGAUCUCUGAUUAUCUACAUUAAUUCUCACACUUUCUAUAUAAGUGCUGUUAAUUAAAUUAUAUUAUUGGUAAUCCUUUUAUGAAUAAAUUUUUAAAUCUAAGAAAACCGUCAGUAUAUUUCAUAUUAGGAGUAGGACCUGGCUCAGGUAAGGGUACAUAAGGUGAACUAUUAAGUAAAAACCUAAAAUUUGCACAUUUGUCUGCCGGAUAAUUGCUAAGAGAUGCUAUAACAAGUAAUUCGGAGCACAAGAGUACAAUUGAAAAUUGUAUAAAUAAUGGAGUUAUUGUUCCUAGUCAUGUAACCAUUAAUUUAUUGGAUAAAGCCAUUUUUGAAAACUAAAGUUCUGAGUCUUUUCUAAUAGAUGGAUUCCCCAGGAAUUACGAGAAUAUGCAAUGUUGGAUAGAUUUGAUGGAUCACAAAAUUACUUUUAAGAGUGUUAUUCAUAUUCUGUGUUCAAGAUAAUCUAUGAUCUCAAGAAUAUAGGAGAGAUCAAAAACAAGUGGAAGAUCAGAUGACAAUUUAUAAAUUUUAGAAAAGAGAUUUGUUACUUUUGAAAAUGAUACUUAGAAAAUAAUAGAACAUAAUAGAAAUCUAAAUUAGUUGAUUGAAAUUGAUGGAGACAAUUCCAUAGAAAAAGUGUAAGCAUAAAUAUUAGAGUUAUUUAAUAAAAGCCUGAUUCAUUGAAGAAAUUCGACAAUUAUAUUUUAUGAAAGAAAUAAGUUGAAAUUUAGAACAGACCACUAAA
Molecule: messenger RNA, 1405 nt
Organism: Paramecium tetraurelia
Lineage: Eukaryota; Ciliophora; Oligohymenophorea; Peniculida; Parameciidae
Exons: 6
Biological process (GO): 'de novo' pyrimidine nucleobase biosynthetic process; CDP biosynthetic process; UDP biosynthetic process
Cellular component (GO): cytoplasm; nucleus
Molecular function (GO): UMP kinase activity; ATP binding
Source: RefSeq, a predicted model, not a curated record